Molecule: messenger RNA, 549 nt
Organism: Cheilinus undulatus (humphead wrasse)
Lineage: Eukaryota; Metazoa; Chordata; Actinopteri; Labriformes; Labridae
Product: nicotinamide riboside kinase 2-like
Exons: 2
Coding region: 16-549 (177 amino acids)
Source: RefSeq, a predicted model, not a curated record
AUCAAUGCUCUGGACAUGGACGCCAUGAUGAGUAUGAUCUACGCAUGGUUGGAUAACCCGGUAAAGUUUGAGAAAUCUCAUGGCAUUAGUAACACCCUGGACACUGAGAUCGUCCCGAAGUCUGAAACUGAGGAGGAGACUCACAUCCUUAUUGUGGAAGGCUUUCUGCUUUACACCUACGAACCUUUGAUCGUCAUGCUGAACCAACGUUACUGUAUUUCCAUCCCGUAUGAAGAAUGCAAAAAGAGGAGGUGCUCUAGGAACUACACGGUGCCAGAUCCACCUGGCCUGUUCGAUGGUCACGUCUGGCCCAUGUACUUGAAACACAAGAACAUCACCCUAAACUUUAUACCACUGGAAAGCCCCCACCUACGGGCCUUUACCCUACUCUGGGAAUGGCCGACCUACAGUGCAUUCAACAAGACUAGGUUAAAUCCUGGAACAUGGCUGACUGCAGGGGAGAGGAGUAGCUCCACCCACUCCCCCAAACAAGGUAUCCACAGUGCUAGAGACAGAGCAUGGCAUCAGCAGAGGUUCACUGCUCCAUGA